Symbiodinium pilosum is the source of this 1275-nucleotide messenger RNA. NCBI's taxonomy places the organism in Eukaryota, Dinophyceae, Suessiales, Symbiodiniaceae. The record is from the annotation of a GenBank genome assembly.
AUGGAUGAUGGCCAACUGUCGCCGCUGUCUGCCAGUGAUCAUGAAACAUCGUCUUCCUUCAGGCAGCUGACCAGCGACAGCUUUGGAGCCUCCUCACCAAUAGGGGAUACACCGAGGCACAAGGUUGAAAAAGCAACCCGACAAGGAGCCAAUGAACCAAGAUCCGGGGGUGGCCUGACAGCGGUGUUGAAAGAAGAGGAGGAUUGCUUGCUGAAGGUUCCUGGCCACGUCCAUUUCGAUGAAACGGUGUACCUGACCCCCAAGGCCAGCAAAAACAAACCUCUGAAGCUCAUCGGCCAUCAUCUGGAACCAAAGCCAGAUCCUGGGCAGACUGCGGGCGAGAAUGGCGAGGACGCAGCGGAGUCUGGAGAAUCCAAGGUGCUUCAGCCGCCACCGCCACCGCCCAAAUCUGCCAAGAGUUCCAAGCGGCCACACAGAGUCGUCAAGUAUCCGAAGCAUCCGCCGCGUCUGCCAACGGCCAAGCCGCAACAAAGAGACGAACUGGACAUGAGGAUGGAGGUCUGUGGAAGCCCACUCCGUUCAGCUCCCGAAGUAGAAGAUGGGGCGCCAGGCCUCUGGCAGGCGGAGCUCAGAUCUGAUAUUGGCGCAGAGGAGCACGUCGAAGACGUCUCUUCAGAGCGACCAGCUAUGCCCCCGAAGCCUCGACGGCGUCCCCCCGGAGGAGUCGUUCACAGCGUCAGCAAAGAAGCGAUGACUGGGGAGGAGGAGGAGAAAACUGAGGUCAUUGAGUCAGCUUCCUCAUUUGUGGAGCUCGUGCCCUGCUUCCCUGGAGAUAAAAGUGCGUCGCCCCGGCCACCUGCCAACGCCCAGCCGAAGAAAGCUGAUACGCAGGGACCCAAGCAGCGGCGGCCACGAAGGAAGAAGCCGAUGCUUGUCAAGCGAUCGCACACCAUUGAGAGAACUGAAGGAGGAGAGGCUCUGCCCAGGGAGUUUGCGAAAAUCUCGCACAUGAUAGCCACUACCCGAGCCAAGCAGCAACUCCCACAGAAAGACGCUUCAGAGCCUGACCAAGAGGAAGCCGUUGAGACAGCUUCAGUCGAAAUCCAAUGCGAGUCCUUCAGUGGUGACUCUCCUGGUCCGCUUGGAUCAAGCAGGACGUUCAUGCUGUUUCGCUGUGAACCAGGUUCCGUUACUUUGCAGAACUGGCGUCGCUUGGAGUAUCCCCGUCCGCCCAUGAGCAAGCUAGAGCUUUAUUUGCAUUGCUUUGCAGACCGUUUUCCUGGCGCUCUUGACUCAGAGUCCCUGGCCAACAAG